Messenger RNA from Conger conger (European conger), 1947 nucleotides. It is a transcript of the gene rgs9a, whose product is annotated as regulator of G protein signaling 9a. The coding region runs from base 64 to 1947 and encodes 627 amino acids. Lineage: Eukaryota; Metazoa; Chordata; Actinopteri; Anguilliformes; Congridae. The transcript has 19 exons. The record is from RefSeq and is a predicted model, not a curated record. Gene Ontology annotation, biological process: regulation of G protein-coupled receptor signaling pathway; intracellular signal transduction; G protein-coupled receptor signaling pathway.
GCGAAAAUAUUUGAAAAGGCGUUUCAGUGUAUUCCAUUUGAUAUAAAACCAAAAACCACCAAAAUGACUAUCAGGACAAACCACGACCGUGGACAGCAUUAUCGCCCACGAAUGGCCUGUCUAAAGAAGCUGGAGGCCUUGGUGGUGGAGAUGCAGGACGCGAAAAGUGGAGUGAAGUUUCAGGAGCAGAAGCUGGUGAUCACCACGAUCCCCCACGCCGUGACCGGUCAGGACAUCCAUGCCUGGAUCGUUACUCGUCAGAAGGUCACUGCUGAAGAGGCACUGGCUCUUGGCACCAUGCUGGUGGCCUUUGGGUAUAUCUACCCCCUGCAGAACCACAAGAAGCUCGUCCUCAAAGCUGACGCCAGUCUGUACCGAUUCCAGACCCCAUAUUUCUGGCCGGCACAGAAAUGGCCGAUGGACGACAUGAACUACGCCAUCUAUCUGGCCAAGAGAAACAUCCGUAAGAAAGGUGUCCUGGAGAUGUACGAACAGGAGCACUACAACCACCUCCACAAGUGGAUGAACCACAGAUGGGACUUCAUCGUGAUGCAGGCGAAAGAGCAAUACAAAGCGGGGAAAGAACGGAAGAAGCCGGACCGCGUGGUGUUUGAUUGCCAGGAGAGAGCCUAUUGGAUCGUCCACAAGCCUCCGUCUCGAACCUUCAGCGCCAUGGACUACGGGCUGGAUCGACUCAUUGAUCCUAACGAGGAAGAGAAAAAGACGGUCGAGUACUACCGAAGAAUCAUCAUCUUCAUUCAGCAGUACAUAAUGCGGUCCAGGACCAAGUCCACGGUGUCUCUCGGGGCACUCGUCAAGUUUACCACAACGUACAAGAACCACGACCCCUUCCUGGCCCCGUGUCUCCCUAGCAACCCCUGGCUGUCCGAGGACAGCUCAUACUGGGAGCUGAACAUGCCCAGUGCCGAAAUCCCAACCCAGAUGCGCGUGGAACGCUGGACCUUCAGCUUCUACGAGCUCCUGAAUGACCCUCGCGGGCGGGCAGACUUCUGGAAGUUUCUGAAGAAGGAGUUCAGCGGGGAGAACUUGGCCUUCUGGGAGGCCGCAGAGGAGCUGAAGUGGGGAACCGCCGCCUCCAUGAAGCAGAAGGCCGAGGAGGUUUACAAGACCUUCCUGGCCCCUGGGGCCCCCCGCUGGAUCAACAUUGACCAGAAGACCAUGGCCAUCACGGUGAAGGGCCUGGAGCAUCCGCACCGCUACGUCCUGGAUGCCGCGCAGACCCACAUCUUCAUGCUCAUGAAAAAGGACACGUUUGGACGCUACCUGAAGUCUCCUGUGUUCAAGGACACGCAGAAAAAAGCUCAGAGCCCAGCGGCGCACAACUACAGCGAUGCGCAGGUGGAGCAGAACGCCCGAAACCGCCGGCCCGGGAUCCAUCCCAUAAUCCUCCAGCAGGCGGCGGACGAGGAGAAGGCCAAGCUGGCGGCCGCCACCGCCGCCGUCGACAUCAAAAAGGUCAUGAGCAAGCUGGACCGCAACAGGAACGCGGCCGCGGACGCCCCACCCCCGGCCACGCCCGGGAGAGAUCGCCGGGGAAACGGCGGCACGCCCUCGGCCCCGCCCGCCCCUCAGGUGACGGAGGCUUCCGGCCCGGGCGGCGAGGGGGCGGGGCCUUGGGGAGAGUUCCGGAAGCCGGGCCACAGGCGGCGCAUGACCCUGCACCACUCGGCCACGCCCAGAAGCCCCCCCCCGCAGCCCGCGUGCCCCCCCGCUGAGGGCGGGUGUGUCCAGCGUCCGGGCCGCCAAUCCGGCCACAAGCCACGCCCCCGGCCCAGGACCAUAGCCCUAUUCUUCCCGGACGGGGAGGACGACGCCUCGGAAAGCCUGGUGCACCUGCAGGAAGAGGAGCGUGGCGAAGCCGCCGGCGUCACCAUGCAGGAGAUGGUGUGUCCCUGGGAGUGCGCCACCGCGCAGAGCUCACACUGA